Cucurbita moschata (crookneck pumpkin) is the source of this 857-nucleotide messenger RNA. Its product is annotated as putative GEM-like protein 8. The record is from RefSeq and is a predicted model, not a curated record. Bases 55 to 729 code for a protein of 224 amino acids. Lineage: Eukaryota; Viridiplantae; Streptophyta; Magnoliopsida; Cucurbitales; Cucurbitaceae. The transcript is spliced from 4 exons.
AUCCCACCAACACUCUCUCUCUCAAACUCUCUCCCAAACUUCGAUCUAAACACAAUGAAAACUACAAUUCAAGAACAAGUUCUUGGAGCUCAAAUGAAAUCCUUGGCUCUUGCUCGAGCCAGAUUCUUGGCUGAUCCCUCCAAGCAUCUCCACAUAUCUUCUUCAGAUGAUGGGUCUCAAUCAAUCAAGAAAUAUAAUGGCAAAGAUUGGAUCUUGAAUAGACUCCACAAAAAUGGGAGAAAAACCGACAAUAUCAUCCAUGCACUCCGACAACAUGUGAAAUUAGGAGCGAAGAUCACAGAAACAGUGAAGGGAAAGUUGAGCUUAGGAGCAAGAAUUGUAAGAGUUGGAGGGGUGAGGAAGAUCUACAAGAAGCUAUUCACAGUGAGUGAAGGAGAGAAGCUUUUGAAGGCAUCACAAUGCUAUUUGUCAACAACAGCUGGGCCUAUGGCUGGCCUUCUCUUCAUUUCCACUCAUAACAUUGCGUUUUGUAGUGACAAAUCCAUCAAACUCUCUUCCCCAAAUGGCGAAGAACACGUUAGAAUUCACUAUAAAGUUACAAUUCCCUUAGGGAAAAUAAGAAGAGUUUUUGAGAGUGAAAAUGUGAAGAAUCCAUGGGAGAAGUACAUAGAGAUGGUGACAGUGGAUGAUUUUGAGUUUUGGUUCAUGGGGUUCUUGAAUUAUCACAAGACUUUCAACUGUCUUCAAGAAGCUCUUUCUCAAGCUUAGAGAAAUUGAUUUUGAAUUGAAGAUAUGUGUAAAGUUAGGGAAGUUUUUGAAGCAAAUUCAAUAUUUAAAUUUGUCUUCGAAGAACCCAAGUUUUUAUUAAAUGGAUUGAGAUGUGUUCAUGGGGUUUA